CAUUUCUUCGCUUUGUUGGAAGAAGUGAGCUCGGGAGGAUGUCAGGACGAGGCAAAGGCGGGAAGGGCCUGGGCAAAGGGGGCGCCAAGCGUCACCGGAAGGUGCUCCGGGACAACAUCCAGGGGAUCACCAAGCCGGCCAUCCGGCGCCUGGCCCGCCGCGGGGGCGUGAAGCGGAUCUCGGGGCUGAUCUACGAGGAGACGCGGGGGGUGCUCAAGGUCUUCCUGGAGAACGUCAUCCGCGACGCCGUCACUUACACGGAGCACGCCAAGCGCAAGACCGUCACCGCCAUGGACGUCGUCUACGCCCUCAAGAGGCAGGGACGCACCCUCUACGGCUUCGGGGGCUGAGCGCCCAGCCCCAAGAAAGACCCCCCUGGUCACCACCAACAACACCCAAAGGCCCUUUUCAGGGCCACCCACUGGCUCACUCAAAAGGCUGAACUUGCAUUUCGUUUGUUAUUAUUUGGCAAGAUUUGAUUCAGGGGAGGUUUAGCCUUUGCCUUCACCUGAGGAGGCUGAGAGAGUGUGGCUUGCCCAAGGUGAGUUCCCAUGGCUGAGUUAGGGAUUCGAACCCAGGUCUCCCGAGU
This is a messenger RNA of Sceloporus undulatus (fence lizard), 589 nucleotides long. Its product is annotated as histone H4. NCBI's taxonomy places the organism in Eukaryota, Metazoa, Chordata, Lepidosauria, Squamata, Phrynosomatidae. Gene Ontology annotation, molecular function: DNA binding; structural constituent of chromatin; protein heterodimerization activity. The coding region runs from base 39 to 350 and encodes 103 amino acids. The record is from RefSeq and is a predicted model, not a curated record. Gene Ontology annotation, cellular component: nucleosome. Gene Ontology annotation, biological process: nucleosome assembly. The transcript has a single exon.